AUGCCUUUAAAAGCUAUGAAGGGGCAAAUAGUCUUAGAUUUUAUAGUGGAUCACGCAGUGGUUGAAACUCCUCAACUCCUAGUUGAGUUGAAGCCUUGGAUAUUGUUCUUCGAUGAUUCCACCCAUAAAGAUGGUAGUGGAGUUGGGAUUAUACUAAUUUCGCCUGAUGGAAUUCCAACAAAACUCAAGCAUAGAAUCGAAGGGCCCUUGUGCUCGAACAAUGAGGCGGAAUAUGAAGCCUUAAUAGCAAGACUUGAAGCCUUGUUGGAAUUGGGGGCAACUAGGGUCGAAAUUAAAGGUGUUUCAGAAUUGGUAGACAAACAACUGACGAAGGAAUAUAAGUGCAUCAAGGAUAAAUUGGUCAUGUAUUUUGUCAUUGCAAAUAGGUUGCUUAAAAAAUUUGAAUGUGUAGACAUAAAGCAUGUCCCCAGAAUAAAAAUUAGCACAAAUAGCUUCAGGAUACAAAAUCUCAAGGGAGAAGCUGGAGGAAUUGCACGAAGUAAGGGGAAAAUCAAUGACAACCAAAUUGUUUCCAAGUGA
Molecule: messenger RNA, 540 nt
Organism: Vicia villosa (hairy vetch)
Lineage: Eukaryota; Viridiplantae; Streptophyta; Magnoliopsida; Fabales; Fabaceae
Exons: 1
Coding region: 1-540 (179 amino acids)
Molecular function (GO): nucleic acid binding; RNA-DNA hybrid ribonuclease activity
Source: RefSeq, a predicted model, not a curated record